Seriola aureovittata is the source of this 1823-nucleotide messenger RNA. It is a transcript of the gene six2a, whose product is annotated as SIX homeobox 2a. Gene Ontology annotation, cellular component: transcription regulator complex; nucleus. NCBI's taxonomy places the organism in Eukaryota, Metazoa, Chordata, Actinopteri, Carangiformes, Carangidae. Gene Ontology annotation, molecular function: DNA-binding transcription factor activity, RNA polymerase II-specific; RNA polymerase II cis-regulatory region sequence-specific DNA binding. The transcript is spliced from 2 exons. Gene Ontology annotation, biological process: regulation of transcription by RNA polymerase II; kidney development. The coding region runs from base 330 to 1202 and encodes 290 amino acids. The record is from RefSeq and is a predicted model, not a curated record.
GCCAGCGAGCCCGGUCUCCGGGAGUAGGUUAUGUUGAAACGGCAAAGAAAAGGUGGAGGAGGACGGUGGAAGGAGUAGCAACUUUCUCUCUUUCUCACCAACUUUAUGAGGAGUUGUCGCCUGGGGUUUUGCAUGGCUGAAUGGACUUGAGUUUAUUCCUCAGUACGCAGUUGGAUAUUACCUCACCGUGGUCAGUUGAAGUUUUAGUCUGAUCUUUUGGGGACCUUUUUGUCGCUUAUGGACUUAAUUCGUUUUGAUUUCAUGUGAGACUGAGAGGAGAGACGUGGAAGUAAGGCACAAUAUAAUCUGUAUUGGUUUACGUUGUCGCCAUGUCCAUGCUUCCGACGUUUGGUUUUACGCAGGAACAAGUGGCGUGUGUCUGCGAAGUCCUCCAACAAGGGGGGAACAUCGAGCGGCUGGGACGCUUCCUCUGGUCCCUCCCGGCGUGCGAACACCUCCACAAAAAUGAGAGCGUCCUCAAAGCGAAAGCCGUAGUCGCUUUCCACCGGGGGAACUUCCGAGAGCUCUACAAGAUUCUGGAGAGCCACCAGUUUUCGCCGCACAACCACCCGAAGCUGCAGCAGCUGUGGCUCAAAGCGCACUACAUCGAGGCAGAGAAGCUGAGAGGCCGCCCGCUCGGCGCCGUGGGGAAGUACCGCGUCAGGAGAAAGUUCCCCCUGCCCCGCUCUAUCUGGGACGGAGAAGAGACGAGCUACUGCUUCAAGGAGAAGAGCCGGAGCGUCCUCCGAGAGUGGUACACCCACAAUCCGUAUCCAUCUCCGCGGGAGAAAAGAGAGCUGGCCGAGGCCACGGGACUCACCACCACGCAGGUCAGCAACUGGUUCAAAAACCGACGGCAGAGAGACCGAGCAGCGGAGGCAAAGGAAAGAGAAAACAACGAGAACUCCAACAGCAAUAGUCACAACCCAUUGACUUCUUCCAUGAAUGGAAAUAAAACUCUAUUGGGGAGCUCGGAUGACGAUAAAACACCCUCGGGGACACCGGAUCACACGUCUCCGAGCCCGGCUCUGCUCCUCGGCUCAAACACCGGUUUACCGUCCCUGCACGGCCUCGCGCCCCCUCCGGGACCCAGUGCCAUCCCGGUACCGAGCGGUGCAGACUCGGUGCACCAUCACCACUCAUUGCACCAUGACACCAUACUGAACCCUAUGUCUUCUAAUCUAGUGGACCUUGGCUCUUAAAAAAAACGGCACCGAGGGGACAGAGAGUACCGUUUUGUUUUGUUUUGUUUUUUGGAAAAGUAAUUUUCAAGGUGGCGUGAGACGAGCUUUGAGCACUUGCAAGGUACAAGGCAGACAGACUGGGACACUGCGAAAACAGCCACCGUAACAAAUCAUUUAGUCUCAUUUUCAACCUUUAAACUCUUUUUAAGCAAGAGGGAAAACCAUGCGAGUGAACGCAGCACCUCCACCUCUCCCCAGAUUAAACUUCAUCUUGUUUCCAGGAUUUUCUAGAAACAAGUGUCAAAGCAGAGCACUUAAGAUAUUUUCAAAAUAUAGACCAACUUAUAACAGUCGCCAUCUUUUUUUUGGCAUAUUUCUCUUCGAUUCUCUCAUAUUCACUUGAGGACAAUAUAACGCGAACGGUGAAUAGAUUUGAGAUUAUGUGACUUGUUAAGACGGAUCAUUUUUGCAGUGGUUGGUGCAGAUGAAAGGUGAGGUGGAUCUAGGUCGUUUUAGAAAAAAAAAGAAAGUAAGAAAGAAAGAAGAAAAAAAGAAAAAAGUAUUUUACCGGAAUGUAAUAACGUAACAUGUUAUAUUGUUGAAAACAAUAACAAUAAAAUGUCUUAAUUCUUGUUACAA